This is a messenger RNA of Alternaria arborescens, 1065 nucleotides long. RefSeq lists its product as hypothetical. Lineage: Eukaryota; Fungi; Ascomycota; Dothideomycetes; Pleosporales; Pleosporaceae. The transcript has 3 exons. Gene Ontology annotation, biological process: carbohydrate metabolic process. Gene Ontology annotation, cellular component: extracellular region. The record is from RefSeq and is a predicted model, not a curated record. Gene Ontology annotation, molecular function: cellulose binding; cellulase activity. Bases 1 to 1065 code for a protein of 354 amino acids.
AUGCAAAUCUUUACUCUUGUUGUCUCUAUCCUCAACUUUCUUGGGAUUGUCCAAGGCGCUGGAAGUGCAAUCAAAGGCACGGGUUCAACCACUCGUCAGUGGUCUUGUUGCAAGAACUCUUGCUCCUGGCCAGGAAAAGCUCUUGUUGACAAGCCCGUAUUGACAUGCGAUGCAAGCGACAAUCUUCUCGACAACUACAAUAGACGUGAUGGCUGUGAGAGUGGCGGUGGCUCAUAUGCUUGCUCGGACCUCAGCCCUUUCGCUGUGAGCAACGAUCUGGCGUAUGGCUUCGCCGCAGUCAACCUUGCGGCUUCGAAUGAGUCUGCCUGGUGCUGCUCUUGCUACUCCCUGACAUUCACCUCCGGUCCGGUCAACGGGAAGAAGAUGGUGGUCCAAGUUACCAAUACUGGAUCCGAUCUUGGGGAAGACCAGUUCAACAUAGCUAUCCCCGGUGGCGGCGAAGGUGCUAUCCGGGGAUGCACAAAGCAGUAUGGUGGGCAAGACGUCUGGGGCGAAGACUUUGGUGGCGUAGCGCACAGAGACGAUUGCGAAGCUCUUCCCACUGCUCUGCAGGCCGGCUGUUAUUGGCGCUUCGACUGGUUUCGAGCAGCCGACAAUCCAACCAUCAAUUGGGAGAAGGUGACUUGUCCUGAGGCUCUGUCGUCAACUUCUGGCUGCAGACGUAAUGACGAUCCAAUUCCAGGGCAGAACACUCCGUCACCGACACCUACGACAUCUGCUCCGAUAUCUUCUGGUACUGUACAGCCUGGGGGCCAGUGUGGUGGAAGAACUUACAAAGGCCCCACCCGAUGCGUAGGAGGCACGGUCUGUACCUACGUCGAUGAGAACUCAUACUACUGCCUUGCAGAUCCAGCCAGUACACGGACGACACUGACGACGACAACAUCGGCUAGUGCCAUGCCGGCAAUUGGUCUACCAUACGAUCGUUGUGGAGGAAACGGAUGGACCGGCCCUACGACGUGCAAAGAUUCUGUGGUACUCACAAUGCCAACCACCAGUUUCAUCGCAGAAAUCGUCAAGCUCGCGGCCUCAGACUACCGCUAA